CUCUCUGCGUGAAACCCUAAGCCAUUCUCUUCACUCGCAAGAGCCAACGAUUCAUCUCCCUCCGCCGCGUUCGUCAACAGCGGAAUCAGCGGCCUCCGUAUCAUCUCGGAGCCCAGAGAUCCAAUUGCUUCCAUCCCUCUGGUAUCCUCUUGGAAGUCGAUUGACACGGAAUAAUGAAGAGAUCUAGAAAGGAGGAUGAUGAGUACUCGCUCCUCUGGGGAGAGAUGUCGUGGUGUAGGGGACCGAUGAUCGGCCAGGGAGCAUUUGGGUCCGUAUAGAGAGCGGAACUGAAGAAACCCAGAGCUUUUGGGUCGGUUGUGGCUGUGAAAUCUGUGAAAUCGGCAGAUCCGAUAAAUUCGAAAUCGCUUAUGUGGGAAAACACGGUUCUUGAUGCUCUCCAAGGGUGUCCUCAUGUUAUUCAGACAUUUGGAGCAGACACAACAGAAACGACCAAUGGGAUUGUGCUUUAUAACGUCCUCUUGGAAUUUGCUUCGGGAGGAAGCCUUGCCGAUUUAAUCGUAAAACCAGGCUUUCAUGGGUUGUCUGAGGGCGUUGUCAGAAAGCACACCAAGUCUUUACUUGUGGGGUUGAAACACAUUCAUGCUCGUGGCUUCGUUCACUGUGACUUGAAGCCUGAUAAUGUUCUUUUAGUGGCUACUGCUGAUGGGUUUGAGGUGAAAAUUGCUGAUUUUGGAUUGGCAAAGAGAGCUUACACUAGUUGUGAGACUCCAUCUUGGAGAGGGACUUCCUGGUAUAUAGCACCAGAAUGUGUAAUUUAUGGGGUGCAAGAGGCCUUCUCUGAUAUAUGGGCUCUUGGAUGCACCGUGCUUGUCAUGCUCACUGGAAAAGUACCGUGGACUACCAUAACUGGUUCGAAGGAGUAUGAAAGCCUUGUGUCUCAAAUUGGGUCUGGAUCGGUGCCUGACAUUCCGGACCAGAUAUCAAAAGCAGCGCAGGAUUUCUUGAGGUGCUGUUUUGCAUUAAAUCCGAUGGAGAGAAUGACUGCUAAUGCGCUGUUAGAUCACCCAUUUCUGGUGGGAUUAGAUGAGACAGAUUCUUCUUCACAUCUUCAACUAUCAAAAGAAGAAGCUGCAAAUGGUAAGAGGAUUAAGCGCAGUCCCUCAUAUUUUCCUUUCGGGAGUAGCUUCAUACACUUUCCUUUUGGGCGUAGUUUCAUAACCUUAUCGGAGGCAGAGGUUCCAGAGAUUCAAGCUGAAAAUACAAACGCGGUCACAUCUUUCCCAUUUGGAUGUAGUUUCAUUCCCCUACCAGAUUCUUCAUCAGAAGAGGGAGUGCAGGAGGUGAUCCAAGAGCCUGCUGAUUCUUCUGCUGAGCAAAUUAACUGGAGUGCAAUUUUCCCAAAACCACUCAUCCGCUCAAGGCCUUUACCUUGUUGGCAACAUCCCUUUACUUUCACAACUUGUGCUGGGGCUUAGGGGUUGAAAUUAGUUUUGAUCAAAUUUUGUAUAGGCAACAACAAUAGCAUAUAGCACCUCAUUUCUGAGAGAGGUUACUUGUAAAUCGGAUUAUGUUAUGUACAUUGUAUUCAUUUUUUUCCACUAUAUAAUAUGCUUGCAGCAUUUGUUCAA
Molecule: messenger RNA, 1589 nt
Organism: Corylus avellana
Lineage: Eukaryota; Viridiplantae; Streptophyta; Magnoliopsida; Fagales; Betulaceae
Product: mitogen-activated protein kinase kinase kinase 20-like
Biological process (GO): signal transduction; protein phosphorylation
Molecular function (GO): ATP binding; protein kinase activity
Source: RefSeq, a predicted model, not a curated record